Oncorhynchus mykiss (rainbow trout) is the source of this 1938-nucleotide messenger RNA. NCBI's taxonomy places the organism in Eukaryota, Metazoa, Chordata, Actinopteri, Salmoniformes, Salmonidae. The record is from RefSeq and is a predicted model, not a curated record.
GAGUAGUCUAGACCUCCUACCUCCUCAACAGUAGAUGCUACUGCUGUUUUCAUGCCACAGCAGCCCUGUGCGUGUUCCCGCUCCGUCGAGCACGCCCCCGCCCAGUAGCAGCGUGCACAUCGUGUGCGCGCAGGACCCUUCCCUAGACUACAAGACAGUACCAAACCCAGCCUGGAGCCUGACGCAGGGUAGCGCACCCAGAGAACAGAGAGAGAGAGAGAGAGAGAGAGAAGAUGGACGGAGUGGGAUCGUUCGGAGCGGGCCUGGCGGGUGCUGCCUUCGACCCGGUUUCCUUCAUCAAGCAGCCGACCACCAUCCUCAGGGUCUUGUCAUGGGUAUUCUCCCUGGUGGUGUUUGCCUCUAUAGUGAACGAGGGCUAUGUGAACCUGGGUAGUGAACGUCUCCACUGUGUGUUCAAUAAGAACGCUGAUGCGUGUAACUACGGAGUGUUCUGUGGUCUGGUGGGCUUGUUGCUGUGCUCCUUCUUCUUCCUGUUGGAUGUGAAGUUUCAACAGAUCAGCUCUAUUAAGGACAGGAAGAAGGCUGUGAUGCUGGAGGUCGGGGUAUCAGGUUUCUGGACGUUCCUGUGGUUUGUGAGUUUCUGUUUCCUGGCCAAUCAGUGGUCUAGGACCGCCCCUGAGGACCUGCCACUCAACCAGGGGGCUGACGCAGCCAGGGCCUCUAUCGCCUUCUCAUUCUUCUCCAUCCUCACCUGGGCUGGUCUGACUGUGCGUGCAGUGCAGAAAUAUCUCCUGGGAACAGACAUGACCCUCUUCACCACCGACCAUCUGGACGGAGUCGCCCCGGUAACACCAUACCCCCCCACCACCACCGGGGGCGCCAUCGAGCCCAGCGACAACUACCAGAGCCCCCCGUUCACAGAGGGGCUGGAAGCCCCUGCCCCCACAUACCAGGUCCCCAUAUACUAGUCCCUCCCUGUCCCCACAUACCAGGACCCCAUAUACUAGUCCCUCCCUGUCCCCACAUACCAGGUCCCCAUAUACUAGUCCCUCCCUAGUCCCCACCUCCCUGUCCCCCUAGUCCCUCCCUGUCCCCAUAUACCAGGUCCUAUCCACUAGAGAACAUAGUGCUGGAAGCGCUGAAGGGGACCUAGUUACAUGUACAGUCCCUCCAUGGUAAUGUUUUUAAGGGGAUGUUCUGUUCUUGGGUUCGGUGUUAUCUGCAUGUUCUGUAAGACUGACUAAGUGCCAAACUGUCUUGUGUGUCUGACAGUGACUGUAGAUAGUAACUUUCACCACUAUGAUGUUAACGUGACCAAGUGCAAUAUCUCCCUCCACCCAGUAGCCACUCUGCCGACCAGUCAUACACUAUUCCCUAUGUAGUGCAUUAAUGAUGGCCAGCUGAGCCUUUACCACCAGUGCACUUUGUAAGGUAAUAGUGGUUUCAGAUGCGCCCUAAACUAAUGUGUGCAAACAUCACAGAAGAUUCUGGCUUGUUUAUGUUUACAUUCUAGAAGUGGUUUGUUUACGUUCUAGAAGUGGUUUGUUUACGUUCUAGAAGUGGUUUGAUUACAUUUAGAAGCUAUUUAUUUACGUUCUAGAAGCUGUUUGUUUACGUUCUAGAAGUGGUUUGUUUACAUUUAGAAGCUGUUUAUUUAUGUUCUAGAAGCUGUUUGUUUACAUUCUAGAAUCUUUUUAUGUUUCUUUUCUAGAAACUGUUUGUUUACAUUCUAGAAGCUGUUUGUUUGCGUUCUAGAAGCUGUUUUUACGUUCUAGAAUCUUUUUAUGUUUCUUUUCUAGAAACUGUUUGUUUACAUUCUAGAAGCUGUUUGUUUACGUUCUAGAAGCUGUUUUUACGUUCUAGAAUACUUUUAUGUUUCUUUUCUAGAAGCUGUUUGUCAUUCUGGAAGCUGCCAAACUGCCCUGCUAGUUGUCUUCCUUCACAGAGCAUCAGUCAGUCAGCUACCCAGAGAUAAAC